Molecule: messenger RNA, 1398 nt
Organism: Cylicocyclus nassatus
Lineage: Eukaryota; Metazoa; Nematoda; Chromadorea; Rhabditida; Strongylidae
Source: the annotation of a GenBank genome assembly
AUGGGCCAAUUUAAAGUUUAUGUGAAACUGCGGAAUGUUCAACCAUUCCGAACAACCAUGGUUCUACUUUCUGCCAACAUUGACGCUGUCGCUCCCGUACCAUGCGAGCUCAAGCUUGAAUCGGGCCGUUACAUCCGCUAUGUUGCUCCGAAAGACGCAAAUCCUCGCAAAGAAGUGCUCUGCAAUGGCACUUUCGAAGAACUUCACAUAACUCAGAGAAGAAAGAGCAGCGGAAGUGAUGGCAUUGACCAAACCAUGUGUUGGGAGGCUGUCAAUUCGCUCUGCCAAAUGCUUGAUGCUAUCGUGGAAAGCGAAAUGGAAACAGAUUUCUUUGAGGGCAAGAGCGUCCUUGAAAUUGGAUUUGCAACUGGUUUGCCUUCUGUGUAUGCGUACGAAAAUGGAGCUGCUGAGAUCACCCUUCACUGUCCAUCGAAGACAUCGUUGCAAAUGUACUGCAAACCGACUUUGAGAAGAAAUGCAAUUCCCGAAAACAAGUGCAAAUUCUCAAGCGGUGACCUCACUGAGAUGAAAAAAGCCCUCGGAGGCAAACGUUUCGAUGUCAUCCUAGCUGCUGACCUUCUAAAUCGCAGUGAAGACGAAUUUGAAAUGGUUCACGAAAUUCUUGAUGAAGCCCUCAGCCACGAUGGAAUCUGCUUGCUGUCCAGUCCAUCCCAUUACUUUACCGUGGACAGCAGUCUUGCCAGCUUCCUCGAACUUGUGAAGAGGCACAGACAAUUCGAUGUCAUCGAAAGAUGGAGUUCACCUCGCACUGAUGUUGUCCAGAGAAAGGUUGUCCAACUGACACGAUCUCUCUGUUGACCACCAGCUGUGGACGGAAGCAACUAUCUUGCACAUUGCUCGCCGUUAAACAAGCAUCUCCGGUUAUUCCAUAGCUUUCAGACAUCUAAUCUUCCCCUACGGUAGCGACAGCACUAAAAUUUAGUGUUCACCAAUUUUUUGUUCAUUUAAGUUUUCUUUUGGGUUUCUUUUUUCCCCGUACAUUUUGGUGCUGGAUCUACUGUGAACAUAGUGACCAUAGAAUUGUAUUCUGGACUGUACACAUUAGUAUCGUAGAGCGUUCGAUAUCCAGAUUUUUCUCUCCCCCUGAAAUUUCCUGACUCUCAUAAGAAAACCGUUGCGUUGUAAUGUCAUUUCUCAUUGCGCCAAUUGGCGCAGCUCACGUUUAACGGUAUAGAUCGAUUACGGUUACGGCUCUAUUAUUUGUCACCUCUCUCUCUAAGAUUUUUUUUAUAUCGCAGCGUCGACAGCUGAAGACGCGUUAUCUAAAUUUUUCUAUUUGAUUGCAUACAAGAGUUCUACGCUGUGAUUGCAUGUGUAAUAAUUUUGCGCUAUAUAUUGUUUAUGUAUAACGACAAUAAUAAAUGUGUUGUGCUAAAC